Messenger RNA from Saccharomycodes ludwigii, 978 nucleotides. It is a transcript of the gene AME1, whose product is annotated as Ame1p. The record is from RefSeq and is a predicted model, not a curated record. The transcript has a single exon. Lineage: Eukaryota; Fungi; Ascomycota; Saccharomycetes; Saccharomycodales; Saccharomycodaceae. The coding region runs from base 1 to 978 and encodes 325 amino acids.
AUGGAUCAUAGAAGACUAAAUGCUAUAUUGUAUAGACAAAGAGGCUCCUUUAAAAAUUAUAAAAAAUUGUUAAAUUUGAAUAUACACCUUCUAAAAACGGCUACUGACAAUGAAAAUAUCUCUAGUAUACAAAACGCUUUAUUAGGAAUAGAAACAGAAUAUGAACCUAAGGGAGAGAGUAAAUUAAUGGAGGAAAUGGCUAGUAACAUAUCAGAUGCCAUAUCAGAUGCCAUACCAGAUGUCACAUUAGAUGCCAUACCAGGUGUUACACCAGAUGCCAUACCAGAUGCCAUACCAGAUGCCAUACCAGAUGCCAUACCAGGUGUUACACCAGAUGCCAUACCAGAUGCCACAUUAGAUGCCAUACCAGAUGCCACAUUAGAUGCCAUACCAGAUGCCACAUUAGAUGCCAUACCAGAUGCCAUACCAGAUGCCAUACCAGGUGUUACACCAGAUGUUACACCAGAUUCUACAACUAACUAUCAACCAAAAAUGAAAGAAGAGGAUGUAGAAAAAAAAUACCAUUUAAAUAAAUUUACUAGUAGCCAUCAGAAUAAUGUACCAAUCAAUAACAAAUUACUUUGUUCAAUAAGCACAAUGACCACCAUUAAAGUAUUACAAGAUAUACUAAAAGAAAUUUUCCAAAAAAAUUUAAUAUCUGAAGGAUUGGAAAAAUUCAAUGGCGAAUCCAACAACACUGCUAGUUCACCCAGUACUAAAUUAUCCUUUAAGUUAGAUAUCAAAUUAUUUAGCAGUUUAUUAAAUUUAAUUUUAUAUGAAUUGGAAAUAAUACAAGAUUUAAACAUACAGAACAACGAAAUGAUUUAUAAUUUUAAACAAAUUACAAAGCUACAAUCUAAUUUAGCUUAUAGUAUAUAUUAUGAGAACACUAAUACCACUACCAUUCCAACUGGUAAUACAAAUAAUAGAAAGUAUAAGUUAGAUAAUUUAUUGGAUAGUUAUAAGAAAAAAAUAUAA